UCUUCGCAAUUGUAAAUGAAAGUUGAAAUAUCUUGAGACCAUGUUCCAAUUACGAUAAGAGGCAGGGCCAUGAACAGCAAACACUUGGAAUACGGAAGGACCACUUUGAAACCAGUGAAAGGCCGAUGUUUAUUCUUUGACAUUUUACAUUUGUGACUUGAUAAGUUGAUUGGUUUGUUUAUUCCACAAUGAGAUGACCUAUUUCACAAACUGAUGACAGACUCUGCAUCCAUACAUGGGGUUAUGGAAGGCCCAGUAGAAAGGACACAAUGUUUAUUCCUGCUGAUAUAAGGAGAGUGCCAUUUCUUCGUCCAGCAUGUCAAGACUUGACGUUUGUAAGAUGGAGUUUCAAGAAAAAGAAAAUACCAAAGUGGGCUGACCCUAACGACAUGUCCUGGGCAGAACCAUUGUUUGAAAGGCAGAGGAAGCUGGAGGCUGAGGGAGGGAAGAAGAAAGAGGUGUCCAUGUUGCACCUGGUACAGAGAGUGAAACCUUUGAAAGGUCGACCAUACUGGGAGAGGGAAACCAUGAAGACUCUCAAGUUAGAUGGAAAGAUGGGGAUGACAUAUAUUCACAAGAACAUCCCCUCUGUGAAUAAGAUGCUGGAGAGUGUGAUCCACCUCAUCAAGAUCACCCCCAUCACAUUCCCAGAUGGGAUUCCUGACACACCAGACGACAUGGAGAACUGCUGGCUGAAAGAUAACGGAGAGCUUGUGGUUAGGAAAACAGUUUAUCCUGUAGAGACAGUACACUGUAAGAAGGAAGAUAGAGAUGUAUGGACCAUGGACUUUCAGACAUUUGAGAAAGAGCAUGAGAAGAAAAUAGAUACUAAAAGUGUUCACAAGGAAUAUUUUCCUCCCCAAUAUCGGUAUAAAUACAACCAAGAUGGCAAAGAAAUGAGGUAUAAAGGGGAUACUAAUAUUGGCUCUGACAGGGAGUGGAACUGAUGCUGUAGUCAUCAGAAGCAGUUUUGUAUCUGGUCAGUGUGUGAUAGUAGCAAAUAUAUUAUGAAUGCAAAA
Messenger RNA from Haliotis rufescens (red abalone), 1019 nucleotides. RefSeq names its product 39S ribosomal protein L30, mitochondrial-like. The transcript has 3 exons. The record is from RefSeq and is a predicted model, not a curated record. Gene Ontology annotation, biological process: translation. Gene Ontology annotation, cellular component: mitochondrion; large ribosomal subunit. The coding region runs from base 270 to 947 and encodes 225 amino acids. Lineage: Eukaryota; Metazoa; Mollusca; Gastropoda; Lepetellida; Haliotidae. Gene Ontology annotation, molecular function: structural constituent of ribosome.